This is a messenger RNA of Penicillium cinerascens, 3720 nucleotides long. Its product is annotated as serine/threonine-protein kinase. The record is from RefSeq and is a predicted model, not a curated record. Bases 1 to 3720 code for a protein of 1239 amino acids. Lineage: Eukaryota; Fungi; Ascomycota; Eurotiomycetes; Eurotiales; Aspergillaceae. Gene Ontology annotation, biological process: protein phosphorylation; intracellular signal transduction. Gene Ontology annotation, molecular function: protein serine/threonine kinase activity; ATP binding. The transcript is spliced from 4 exons. Gene Ontology annotation, cellular component: cytoplasm.
AUGGACCGGGGGAUCCUGGAUCUGAACGAUCCCCACCGAAGACGUCAACCUUUAGUCGACGCCUCCAGCAGAAUCAACCACGUCAAAUCACCGAAGGGAGAAAAUCCUAGAGUUCAUGUGGAAGGCCUCGAUUUGCUCAAGACACCAGAUCGCAUGUCCGCCGUCAUGAGUCCCACUCCGAGAGACAAGGAAAACCUGCGGCUCUCCGUAGCAACGGAUUUUCAGUCGGACUCCGCACGGAACUCGGUAGUGUCAGCCGCGUCUAUCCUAUCGAACAAGGGCAAGAGAAAGACUCAUGUCGGACCCUGGCAGCUGGGAAGAACCCUCGGAAAGGGCGCCACCGGACGUGUCCGACUGGCCAAGCAUGCCGUCACAGGCCAAACUGCGGCGAUCAAGAUCGUCUCCAAGAAGUCUGCGGCCAUGGUACAAAGUGAAAGCAUUGCCGCGAUGGAUCGGAAUAUGAACAACUUCUCGGGUUUCUCAAACGCCCGCCACAUGCCUUGUGGAAUCGAACGUGAGGUAGUCAUCAUGAAGUUGAUUGAACAUCCUAAUGUUAUUAGCUUGUACGAUGUGUGGGAGAACCGUGGUGAACUGUACCUUGUUCUUGAAUACGUGGAAGGAGGUGAACUUUUCGACUAUGUCUCCAAGAAUGGACCCCUACCAGAAGAGGAAGCUGUUCGAUUGUUUCGUCAGAUUAUUGCUGGCCUUGGAUACUGCCACCGGUUCAACAUCUGCCAUCGUGACCUCAAGCCCGAGAACAUUCUGCUCGAUGGACAACACAAUGUCAAGCUUGCCGAUUUUGGCAUGGCUGCCCUCCAACCUGCUGGCCACUGGUUGAAUACUUCCUGUGGCAGUCCCCACUACGCAGCGCCGGAGAUCAUCUACGGACGAAAGUACCGUGGUGACAGAGCGGACAUGUGGAGUUGUGGAAUUAUCUUGUACGCCCUUUUGACAGGAUAUUUGCCGUUCGAUGGUGGCGACCUUCCCAACACAUUGCGCCUGGUAAAGAAGGGCGACUACAUGAUCCCUCCGGAGCUGAGCGAUGAAUCGGCCGAUCUCAUCCAGAGAAUCCUCCAAAAACGACCCGAGGACCGUAUCUCUAUGCAGAAUGUGUGGAUGCACCCACUGUUGACGAAGUAUGAAAAGCUUCACAAUGCGAUGGCAGACCAUUACAUUGGGCCACCCCCUGCUUUGUCAGUCAAGGAUUGUGGAAACCUUGUUGCCAGCCGCCAAGACGUGGACGGUGAUAUUCUGCGGAAUCUUCAGACACUAUGGCAUGAUGUGAAACCGGAUCACUUGAUUGACAGGAUUAUGUGCAUUGAACCCACCCACGAGCGAAUGUUUUACAAUGCCCUGGUCAAGUUCCGAGAUGAACAAUUGGAGAACUACCAGGGACAGCCACUGGAGUACUCAGCAAGUGACUACCACCAUAUUUCCCGUCCUGGAGGCAAAGCUCGCAGAAAUCGGAGCACUUCCAAGCGCCGCUCCCACAUUUCCAUGGUCAAAGACCUUCACCGUCGGAUGGGUGGGACUCAAGAGCCCAAGUCGUGUGCAAGUGUUGAAAGUUAUGAUCCGUACCGUUCACCAAAGACCAAGGGCGCUGCUUCCGAGGUCAAGUAUGCCCAGAUCACAAUCCAUAGGGAAGCUGCAGAGGUCCCUGAAAUUGGUGAAGUCUCCCCCGUCGUGAAGCCGCCGCCCUCCAUCGCAGAAGAAGUAGAGCCAGAGGAAGCAGAUGACGUGACCGGCUCGCCAUUUACUGUUCUCCAGAAGCGCAAGCAUAAGCCAAGCUCUAUCAAGUCUUUCCACUCGUCAAAAUUGGCCCUCUCCAGCUCUCGAGCCCGAGGCAUGUCUACUCGGUCAAUCAGCUAUCAUCGCAAUGUUUCAUUCCACCAUACUCGCAAUCGCUCGCAGGGCUCCACAAAGCCCAAGAGAAGAAAGACGGUACAGAAGGAACAAAACCAGCAGACCGAUCUCAAGCGGUCUCCCAGUGCGGCCAGCUUGCAAAUGAUCGCGGACGGAAUUGAUAUUCCACCCAUGCCCAGCAGCCCACCUCUUCCCGCUCAGCCAACAGUCGUUCACCGCAGUGGUAUAAAGGCUCGAAGUUUGUGCCAGGACAAGAAGAUGCGGGUCUCUGAUUUGACUUGGAAGGAAGAUGCCCGCAAGGUGUCCCACGAGCUCAGCCAGAUCUGUGAAGAGGCCUUCAAUGGCAGCUCUAUCUCUACUAUUCGUUCUGCUAGUGAAGAAGCCGGGUACGAGACGCCUGCGACGCCUGUUUCUAUCGCCAGUCCAAACCAUCACGCCAGUGUUUCCUCCAAGCGUUCGUCGGAUAAUCCCAAGGGAUCUUUCAAGGAGUCUGGCCGCUCUUACAGCAUCCAUGAACUUACAGAGACUCGGCGCAAGCUCGUCGAGCAUAGCAAAGGACGAAAUGACAACAUCCCUGCGUACCUUUCCGGCGUUAUUGGACAUCUGGAUAGGUUGAUUGAGGAGGACCACGCACAGCGUCACAAGCGGACCGAAUCCGGGGAGGUCGUUCCCGUCUUCAUGGACCCAUUCGAUACUGCACCUGAAGCAUUGCCUGUCAUCAACGAGGAAUUUGCAAGCCCUAUUCGUGGUCCCAGUGGGCUCACUCCCAAGACCAAACCGAAGUCUCGCCCCUCUGCUGCCAGUCGUGUGAGCGAUGCCCGGGCUACCAUCCGGAUGGUCCCGCAAAGCUCUUUGCGGUCUCUCGAUGAAGUGAAGCCCUUGAUGAUUCGUAAGAAAAACCAGCUUCCCGAGUCGGAUUCUGCUGAGCCUGAGUUCAUGGACCCCAUCCGUGCCUUCUCUGCCAAUUCCCGACAAGGCCGUCACCCAUGUGCACUGGAGCCAAUUGAGGAGGCUCCUAUUUCUCCUAAGCGGGCGGGUGAUAGCAAGAAGUGGUCAUGGUUCAAGCACCACCGCCCGCAAGUGUCCGAAAUUCCCCCAUCUCUUCCACCGAAAGAUACCAAACCAAUUGUCCCCAGCAAUGGCACUGUGAUAAUCCAAAGUCCUCCUUCGGAGCCGGUGUCGCCAAUCAAGGUCGCCGAGAACCGGGUACCCACUCGCAAGUCCUCCAUGGAGAGAUUCGGAGGAGCGUUGAAGAAACUCGUGUCGAAGAAGGCAAAUAAGCCUGCUCCGCAGUCUGAAACAGACAAAGAAGAAGAGAGCUCGAAGGAUCAACACGACACUUCCAUUUUCUGCAAGGGCUUCCCUGACACAGAAAGCUCUUUUGAAGCUGACACCUCUCGAAAUCCCGUACGCAACAAGCGUCUUUCCCUCGCAAACCACAACUGGUUCGCCCGUGUGUUCCAAAUCAAGCCGGCUUCCCAUGUCAUUGCUCUGAAUACCUCGAAGGUCAGGGGCCGAAAGGAGGUCUACCGACUCCUCCGUGAGUGGGAAGACUAUGGAAUGGAAGAUGUCUACAUGGACAAGGGCAACAGCAUUGUCCACGGACGAGUCGGCGAGGCCAACUUUCUACGUCUUCGAGAAGUCGAGUUCACGGCAGAGUUCUACACUGUGCUUGAGCACGGCCGCCAGGCGAAUCUGAGUCUGGUCCGGUUCAAGCAAGAGCGCGGCGCCGCAUCCUCGUUCAACAAGGUGGUCGACACAAUACACAUGAUGCUCAAGGGCCGUGAUAUGAUUGUCGAAGACCCUGUCCGAGCGAAGAAAAUGUCCCGCGUGUUGGAAACGAUUCCACACGCCUAA